GAUUUGGGUCAAAUAUAUAGAUAGCAUCGUGAGCUAAUUGUGUGUGUCGAUCGUUGGCUACCGUUACAUGCCGAUGCCUCGAAAGCAUACAUUUAGCACAGUUGACAAAUAUAUAGAAGCAUCCACAGAUGUAUUUAAUCGGGGGAGUGACACCCAGCCUCCUCUAACGGCACAGUGCGUCCGUUUCGUCGGCUAGUUGAUAGCCUCGCUGCUGCUAGCCUGCUAGCCCGCUAACAUCCGUUUACGCUCGGAUCUUACAGUGAAACCAGGAAGGAGGGACCAGACGAGCAAGCAGCUUGGCCUCAAAGGUUGCGCCACUUCUACAAACUGUUAUUCAUUUAAAAAAUAAAACAACAACCACCACGACCAGUCUUGUGAAAAAGGUGUAAGUGCGAAGAUGUCAAAGGCUCCGGAUUCUCCAGCUCGGUCCCGCUCCAGGUCAAGGUCCAGGUCCAGAUCCAGAUCUUACUCCAGAUCUCACUCUAGAAGCCGCUCCCGCUCAAGAUCCAGAAAGCGUCGCUAUAGUUCUAGGUCUCGCUCCCGCUCUCGUUCACACACUCCGUCCUACAGAAACUAUCCUAGCCGGGACUAUCAGAACAACAGAGGUGGCUUCAGGGGCUACAACCGAGGCUACCGGAGGCCCUACCACUACCGCGGCAGAAACCGAGGCUAUUACCAACGCGGUCACUACCAGAACAGGGGAGGAGGCGGCGGCUAUGGUUAUAAGGCUAAUUGGCAAGGUGGCGGUGGAGGCUGGCACGACCGCCACCAUGACCAGGACUACCACUCACAUAGUCCCAGGAGGGGCCGCUCGCGCUCCCGCACACCUAAGAAGCGCUCGGGCAGCCGCAGUCGCUCCCACUACUCUGACCGCUCGUCUUCGGGGCGAUCUCGACGUUCCAGGCGCUCCAGCUACUCCUCUCGGUCCCGGUCCUCCUCCCCACGCCAUCGCAGCAGCAAGGGCAAGCCUGGCGCCAAGGAUGGUAAGGACAAGCUAGCAGAUAGCCAAGUAGAGAAAUCAGGUCAGGCCACAGAUGGCAGCGCCAUCGAGAAGGCAUCUGGCGGUAAAUGGAUAGACUAUGACACCAGCCCUAAACAAAUCAGCCCAGAGACUGAUAAGAAAGAGGACGCUACCUCCGGUUCUGAGAGCAAAGGGCCCGGCAGCGGCGGUCCUCUGUGGAGAACCAUUGGCAGCGUGACUUCCCCUGCAGCGGAGAGCCCCACCAAGUCAGGACAAACAGCCUCCUUCAGCGGCUUUGGCUUCUUCUCAAAGGAGGACGCCAAACCUGGAGAUAAGACUGUGAUCUCCGCCGCCUUCAAAAAGUUCUUGGCUGAGAAUAAAAACAAAAAGCAGGGAGCUGAGAAGGAGAACGGUCGCGACAAGGAGCAGAGCGCCGCAGACAGGGAUCUAGAGAAAAGCAGCAAGUCCGGAGACCUCUUCAACAUCUCGUCCGCUUCUUUUGGCGACUCCAAAGAAGACAAGACCUUGCCCUUCUUCGAUGCCGGAGAAGAGGAGUUCCUCAAGUCUCACGGGCUGAAAGAGAGGGACAUGGAGGAUGAUGGCGAGGUCAAAACCACCCUCACAGCUCGGGACAUUUUUGGGAAAUGGGGGGACGAGCCGAGCUAUUCGACUUCCUACCCGUCGGUGAAGGAGAAAAGCCGGCGAGAUGUUGAAGAGUCUGAGCCCAUAGAUCACAUGGAGGAGGAGAUGUACAGAAGCCGCAAGCACAGCUCAAAGAAAGAGGAGAAGGCCAAGAAGAAGGAGAAGAAAGAAAAGGAGAAGGCCAGAAGGAGUCCGUCCCCUCCUACAACUUCCAGAGAGAAGGACAGGCCGCUGUUCCCCGGCGCCUUCCCUCCUCGCGUCGACUCACCUGUCCGACGAAAGUCUGCGUCAAGGGAGGAGUUUGAACUCAAAAUAGGUUCUUUAGAUGACAUGCCCAGCUCUUCCCUGUCUAAAGAUCGCUUCAUGUCACGAGAUCUGCUGAAUCCCAUUAAGAAAGAGCCGGAGUUUCGUUCCAUUUUCCAGCACAUUCAGACCGCUCAGCUCUGUCGCAGCCCCCCUGAGCUGUUUGCUCAGCACAUAGUGUCAAUUGUGCAUUACAUCAAAGCUCAACACUUUCAGUCCACAGACAUGACUUUAAGUGAGCGGUUUGCCAUGUACCAAAGAAAAGCUGCAGAGGUAGAAAUGAUGAAGCCAAGGAAGAGCCCAGAAAUCCACAGGAGAAUCGAUGUUUCCCCCAGUGCCUUUAAGAGGCACUCUCACCUGUUUGAGGAUUUGGACGAGACGAGCUAUAAGGAUCCAAGUAAAAAGUUCAAAGGCGACGUGAUGGACCUUCGCCUGGAUAUUGAAAGACGUAAGAGGUUUGCUGGGAAGGAGCGCGACUACAAGCGUGAAGGAGGCAGGAGCCCAGGAGGCUCCCGAGGACCGAGCAGAGAGAGGUCCUCUGAGAAAUCUGGGAAGCACCACAAGAAAUCCAAGAAGGGUAAGAAGAAGCGGGAUCGCUCUCCAUCCUCCUCCUCCUCUUCGUCCUCUCCAUCCCCUUAUCCCCCACCUUUCAGAGGUAAAGAGUACAUGGGAGAGGGGAUGGAGCAUGCGGGGGAGGGCUACGGUCACUCGCGUUAUCCCCCGCGGGACUACAGCGGGCCCGGGGAGAGAGGCCCUCGCGAAUAUGAGGGCCACAACAUGGAGAGAGGCCGAGGCCGUGGAUUUUUCCCCAGAGUGAGGGGACGAGGUUGGAACAGAGGAAAUUAUCCAGGCAACAACAGCAAUGGCAACCCUGCCAAUAUGAAUCCUCCAGUGCGCCCUCCAGAGGAGGAGUGGGACCCUGAAUACACUCCCAAAAGUAGGAAGUAUUACUUGCACGAUGAUCGCGAUGGCGAGAAAACCUGGGUCGACAACCGCGGAAGAGGCCGAGGGUCCUUCCCGACCCGCCGGGGUCGCUUCGUCUACCGCAAAGGAGGCAGCAGCCCGAAGUGGACCCACGACAUGUUCCAGGGAGGAGAAGAGGGGGACAUGGGAGACGACAACAUAGAGAUGGAUCAUAAAGACGCCAAGGGUGUCGGAGACGUCUCCGCCCAGAAACAGUGAGCUGCUGCAGCCGUCGCUCCAUCAACUCCGGUAGCAGCAACGUCCCCGGCAGAGCGGUUUAAAAAAAAAAAAAAAAAAAAAAAAAAAAAAGGGGUUGUUUUUCUUGUUUUUUUCUCCCCCCCUCCACAUCAUCUCAUCAUUUAACAGUUAAAAUUUGUUCAGUGAGUUUGAGCCUUCUCACAGUUCGAGUGAAGUAAAAGAACUGUAACUGACUUGAAUGAAGAGCAACACUCUGUUACUUUUGUAUGUGAGGAUAAUUUCAGGGUGUUUUUUUUUUUUUUUUUUUUUAUGUAACGAGAACCGUUGUUGGUUUAGUUCGCAUUUGGUUUCACGGUGACUUAAUUGUACGCUGUAAGGGAGAAAGUACUGAGGCAAAAAAAGUUCAAAGAUAGUUUUAAUAUUCUCUGAAAACAUGAGAGAAUAACAAAAGCAUUUGUGCCUUAGAUAAUAAUUCUACAGUAACAUGUACUUCUGUAAUCUGUUUGAAGGUACAACUCUGUACUUCCUGUCUGUCAGUGUUGGAAGGCUUUAGAUGAUUUCCAUGUCAUUGUUUUUUCUUUGUGUGUGUGUGUGUAUGUGUGUGUGUGUAUGUGUGUUUGGGCUGUGAUAAAUCUUUGAUGUUACUGCAUGAAAAGUUUGAUUGAUACCUCGCUCCAUGGGACCAAUCAGUAGUGGGCGCAGGGCUCAUGAUUGUCAUUUAUAAAUCACAAAACAUGAGUUUUGUUUUACUCCCCUGAAUGAUUGAUGUGUGUCACUUGUAUUGUCUGAGCUUUUUUUUUUUUUUUUCAUAUAGUGCCACUUCAUCUGUAUCUCUCAUUAGGAAGUCACGUGUGUUCGUGCUACAGUAUAUUCUCAUUUAUUGUGGAGGUUUUCAGUUCAAAACAAGUGUAAAUUGAAGGAUUAGCACCGAAAUCCAUUGAUUUGCUUUGCUUUUAGACUGAUAAACACAUGUAGGUUUACACCUCUGUCAAAUAAGUUUAGGUAAGUGGCUACCUUUUGUUUAGAGUUUUAAUAAAACAAAAAAAAAAAGAUGAAUAGUUAUGACAAAAGGCGAAUACAUGUAUAGAAUUAUAAGACCUAAAUUAUUAUAAUCUUAAUGUGUGAGGUAGGGGAAACAAAAGAUGAAUAUGGUCCUCGCAAAAAAAGACCCACAGUUUAAUCUUCUGUCAUGAAACCUGAUGAGAGGGAAAAAAGUGUCGAGAAACAAAACAUUUUGUCAAAGGCAAAGAUGAAAAGUGUCUAUUUUUUUAAGAGGAGUUAACACAAACUAGCUGAACUAGUUUGGUGAAUCUCACUGUGCUGCUUCGUCCCACUUUUGACUGUACAUACUGCAUGUACUAAACAGAACUGUAGGACUGUGUCUUUUUUUUUGUUUGUUUGUUUUUGUUUGUUUUGAUUAAUCCGAAGCUGAAAACUUUUUUACUGUUCUCAAGAGCUUUUAAGUACAUGUCUUUUAAUUUUCAAUAAAUUUUUCUUUGAUUCAGGG
This is a messenger RNA of Thunnus maccoyii (southern bluefin tuna), 4574 nucleotides long. RefSeq names its product thyroid hormone receptor associated protein 3b (gene thrap3b). Bases 398 to 3088 code for a protein of 896 amino acids. The transcript is spliced from 11 exons. NCBI's taxonomy places the organism in Eukaryota, Metazoa, Chordata, Actinopteri, Scombriformes, Scombridae. The record is from RefSeq and is a predicted model, not a curated record. Gene Ontology annotation, biological process: positive regulation of transcription by RNA polymerase II. Gene Ontology annotation, molecular function: DNA binding; transcription coregulator activity. Gene Ontology annotation, cellular component: mediator complex.